GGCCAUCCAGAGGCUCAGGCCGCGCGGGCUCUCGACCCGCCUCCCGCCGGGGCGCGGCCUCCCCCGGUGAGUGGCGGGCGCUGCGCCGGGCGCCCCCCAGAGGCCCUGGGGCGCGCCCCCCUCCCCCUGCCCCGCAGCGCCCGCGCGCGCCACGCGCCCAGAGGCGAUGGCCGUGGACGAUGACGGGGACCCCUUCGCUGGCAUCAUCGCGUCCUCGGUGCACAGCUUCGUCUCCCAGCUGAAGGCCGACUACCAGCGGGAGCUGCGCAGGGCCCUCACGAUGGCGGCCCGCCAGUCGCAAGGGCAGCCGGCUGCGGCGGCCGACCCGGACGACAAGGCCAGGGCCAUGGCGCGGAAGGCGCAGUCCCUGAGGAAGACCAGGGAGCACCUGCGGAAGACCGCGGCCGCGCAGGAGCCGCUCCGCCCGCCGUCCGCGGGCCUCGUCCCGCAGCUGCUCCCGAUCGUCGAGGUCUUCGACGGGGACGCGCUGGAGCAGACCGAGGAGCAGCCCCCGCCCUCGGCGGGCGGCGCGCAGCAGCCCCCGCCGAUGCGGCUCGCCUGGCAGACCGCCGAUGGCGGCCCAGCGGACAGGGCCGCGCCCAGCUCGCUGCCAGGCAUGACCGUCGCGGCCGACGCCGGCGUCGGCGGCGAGGCGCCCGGCGCCCGGGCCGAGACUCGGGCGACGGUGGUGGCCGAGUGCCCCUCGAAGGGCGCCCGCGCGACCAAGGCGAGCUCGAGGAGCCGAGAGGAUUCCUACCACAAGGUGCUGAGAAAUGUGAGCAUGUUUUCGGACGAGGACUUCGAGAUGAUCAAGGGAAGCAAGGAGGAGAAGAAGAGGAGGAGGAUGUACGCCGAGACUAGGCGUCCAGACAUGGAGUUCUACCAGAAGAAAAGCAACGCGACGACCUCUUCCCAGAAACGAGCAUUCCAGAUCCUUACAUCUCGCGUCUUCGACAUCACAAUGGGAGUGAUCAUCAUCUUGAAUUCCGCGACCAUCGGCAUUGAGACGUCCUACACCGUCCGCGGGGAUGAUAUUCCCAUGGCUUUAGUUGUAGUAGAGUAUUUGUUUCUUUUCCUCUACGUUGUCGAGCUAGGCUUGCGUUUUCAUGCAGUCGGAGUGAAGGAAGCGAUGUCAAGCAAUUGGGUGAAGUUUGAUACGGUGCUGGUAGUCUCUGGAUUGGCGAACUUCGUGCUCACUCUGGUCUCACUCGGUGGUGGGGCUAUGGAAGUUGCGGUCGGCAACAUGAACAUGCUGAAGAUGCUUCGUCUUGUCCGGCUUGCCAGGACGGUGCGGGUAGUGGUCCAGUUCCGCACCAUGUGGUUGCUCGUGCAAGGUCUCAUGCACGCCCUCUUGCCAAUGUUCUGGACGGGUAUUCUCAUGAUGAUGGUCGUCUAUAUAUUUGCCAUCCUUGGCAUGGAGACGGUCGUCGGCAGCAGCGACGAGGCUCUCUCCUUACAGGCCCAGGAAAAUUUUCGCACGAUGGGGGGGUCCGUAUUGACAUUCAUGCAGAUGAUGGCACUUGACAGCACGGCUUCAAUAUACAGGCCCCUGAUCGAGGCGAAUUGGUUAGUGAGCGUGCUGUUCCUCGUAUUCUUCAUGAUUGGCCCGAUUGCGCUCAUGUCCAUCGUCACCGCCAUUAUGGUCGAGUCGUCCCUCCGCACUGCCAACGAGGACCUGGAAGCGAAGAAAGCGUGGGAAUCAGAGAGGAGGAAGGCAAUGAUUCCGAAGUUGAAGGCUCUGCUCGAGAUGCUGGACACUGAUAACAGCGGUUUUGUCGAUCUAGCGGAGAUGUUGGCGGCACCCAAAGAAAUUCAGGACCAGCUCACUCACAUCUGCGACCUGCCCACGCUCGCGGUCGAGGAGGUCUUUCACAUGUUGGACGUUGAUCGCAGUGGCUCGCUGGACAUUGAGGAAUUUGUGAACGGAAUCCUGCAUUGGUGCACAGCGGACAAGCCGCCAGAACUUCUGCUGCUCGUGCAGAUGAGCAAGUCAAUGCUCGACCUCCUACACGUUAUCAAAGAUGAGCAUGAUGCCCCAAGUGCGCGCAAGAGCGACGUUUCCGUGUCGUAGAGGCAGUAUCAGUGCCGCCCAGUGUCGAUGGCCACCGCGAAUUGCGGGGGGCCUUCAAAAGGCUCUUUGGGCUGGGCAGGGGGCUUUUCCAGGGCCUCCAGAAGUAUUGUCGGUUCGUUGUCGUUGCAGAGUGAAGCGCUUUCUCUCCCUCCUCCUUCGCCUCGUCCUUCUCCCUCGCGUGAUGAAUAAAUCGUGACGUCGGGGGUCUGGGUCCGAUCCUUCCCUUCUGUCCCGCCCCCAGCCAUCUGGUGCUGAUCAUCCUAGUUCCCGGCCGAUUUUCGGGGCCCCCACCAGCCAUCCCGCUCCGUGGCCAGUUGCGCCCAGGGGCACCUUUCAGGCGGAGGGUGGUCAGCGGCCUUUAUAAUAAAUAUCGGCAACACGGCGACUUUUGUCCCGCGUGCUCUCGGUUUCACCUCCAGCUGGUCACCACCUGUAGUGCUCUCUCAUGGUGUACCGUGUAACCCCUGAGUUCCAGUGCUCCAGCACCUGCACCUACUGAUCUUCUCUGGCACCACCUUGCGUUGCAAGGGUUGGUGAGAACUUGGCUUGGCCUGCGCAAAGUGUCGAACCAAAAGA
Prorocentrum cordatum is the source of this 2647-nucleotide messenger RNA. The record is from the annotation of a GenBank genome assembly. NCBI's taxonomy places the organism in Eukaryota, Dinophyceae, Prorocentrales, Prorocentraceae.